Molecule: messenger RNA, 1119 nt
Organism: Lichtheimia ornata
Lineage: Eukaryota; Fungi; Mucoromycota; Mucoromycetes; Mucorales; Lichtheimiaceae
Exons: 4
Coding region: 1-1119 (372 amino acids)
Biological process (GO): mitotic spindle organization
Cellular component (GO): protein phosphatase type 2A complex; nucleus; cytoplasm
Molecular function (GO): protein tyrosine phosphatase activator activity; peptidyl-prolyl cis-trans isomerase activity
Source: RefSeq, a predicted model, not a curated record
AUGCAUGAUGUUGGUCGUUGUGGCGAUGAAAUGUUUCCUUAUGUUCCAAAAGAGUUUGUUGAACCCCUUCCAUCAAGAAAUGGCAGUGCUGUUGUCAUGCAAAAAUCACUCAGUUCGCGACUUUGGGAGAUUCCAGUGAAUUUCUUCCUCCUCGUUGCCUACGCUAUGAAUGCUGUCAAAGAACAACUGCCUUGCCUUUCGUCAACGUAUACACCAGCAAUACCCACGAAAUGCAUCCAUACGCAAGUCGACAUUGAUCGAUUCAUCAAGACCAAAGCCUUCUCUCGCUUGCUCACCUUUGUCAUUCUUCUCAAUGCGAGCGUUACGCAGAAACCAAACUCGUAUCCAUGCCACGUUUCUCAGCAAACACAAAGGGUGCUUGACAUGUUGGAUACGCUGGAUAGUUGGCUGGCUGAAUUCCCACCUCUCGAUAACCCACAACGUUUUGGUAACAAGGCGUUUCGUCAAUGGCUCAGCAAAGUGGAGAGCAACGUGGAUACAAUCAUGCAGACAGCGUUACCAUCAUCGAUGCAUGCAGCUAUUCCCGAGUUGAGCGUCUAUUUGACAGGAUCAUUUGGCAACGGUACACGUAUCGAUUAUGGAUCGGGCCACGAGCUUAAUUUUCUCGCAUGGUUGGGUGGCAUCGCUAUGCUGGGUGGAUUCACAGAGCAGGAUUAUGAAGCCAUUGUACUCAAGAUCUUUGUCCAAUACUUGGAGCUUGCACGCAAGAUUCAGAGAACAUACACAUUGGAACCUGCAGGUAGCCACGGCGUGUGGGGUUUGGAUGAUCAUCAAUUCUUGCCAUACAUCUGGGGUAGUGCACAAAUGAUUGGUCAUCCUCGGUUGAAGCCCAAAUCCAUCUUGAACAAAGAUACAAUCGAAGCCAUGGCUAAUGAAAACAUGUAUUUCCGCUGCAUCCAAUACAUCCAUCAGGUGAAACGCGGGCCAUUCCAUGAACAUUCACCCAUGCUAUUCGACAUCUCGGCUGUAUUAACAUGGAACAAAGUCAACACUGGUAUGGUCAAAAUGUAUAUUGCAGAGGUCUUGAAAAAGGUACCUGUGGUUCAGCACUUUUUGUUCGGCCAUUUGUUCCCCUUUGAGCCCUUAGACAAUCAAUGA